GCGAGAUAAAAGCCGCUCAUUCUUCGCCCUUGGCAUGCCUUCUGCACCCAUCUAUCUGCGGCGCUGUCCUCUUCUCCUCGUCGUCGGCGAUAGCAACCUGUACCCAUCGUGAUGCCGACUCGCAUGCCGAUCCGCCUCACCCGCCCGAUCGCCCUGCGCUGGCUGCUUCUGCUCCUGGUUGGCCUUGUCGGCCCGGCCCUCGCCAGUCUCUUCCCGAUCCCUGGUCCUGAGCUCGACGCAACGCUGGCCCCAUGGAUCAAGCAGCAAUACAACAUAUCCCACGACCGUCUACUGCAAAACAUCUUCAACAAUGGCUCCGUCAUUGCUUCGCCGUCGCGAUCGCACCCCGACUACUUCUACACCUGGAUCCGGGACUCGGCCCUGGUCAUGGACGUCGUCGUGAGCCUCUAUCGCCAAGCGAAACCCGGGUCGCCGGAAGAGGCCCGCUACGAGUCGCUGAUUUGGAGCUUUGUGCAUUUUUCCAAGCGACUGCAGGAAGUGCCCAACCGAAGCGGCGGCCUCGGCGAGCCCAAGUUUCAUGUGGACGGGCGACCCUUUGCCGGUGACUGGGGCCGUCCGCAGAACGACGGUCCAGCCCUUCGUGCUCUCGUCUUCAUCCGCUUCGCCGUCGCCUAUCUCGACAAGGACCAUUCACCCGACAAGAUCCGAGAGUUCAUUUACGACAGCAACUACCCUUCUUCGAGCCCGCUCAAGCGGGACCUGGAGUAUGUCGCGCAGUCCUGGCCCCAUCACGGCUUCGAGCUCUGGGAAGAGGUCGAUGGGCACCACUUCCACACCAAGGCCGUCCAACGAGCGGCGCUUGAGUAUGGCUGGCGAUUUGCCCGCCUGAUGAACGACGAGGGGGCUGCCAAGUGGUACUAUCACCAUGCCCGCAGCGUCGAAGUCAGUCUGCGCGAGCACUGGAGUCCCUUCCGCCAGCAACUUAUCGAGACUCUCGACUGGCGCGGCGACAAUAAGGGCAAGGCUGGAUUGGAUCUCGCCGUUAUCCUUGCAUCGAUCCAGGGCCAGAUCGAGGGCGACGAGUACAUGUAUCCCUGCAGCGGCGAAGUGCUGAUCACGGCUCUGGAGAUGAUGCAUGCCAUGCAGCGGCUUUACCCCAUCAACGCUGUCCGCCGCGAUCUCACCGGCGGACUCAUGGGCCCCGCCAUCGGUCGGUACAUCGAAGACGUCUAUGACGGCGACAGCAUGACGGGCGGCAAUCCGUGGGUCCUCGGCACCUGCGGCUACGCCGAGCUGCUGUACUACUGCUCCGCCAAGUGGGCCAGCAAAUCGCACAUCAAGGUCACCGAGCCGCUGAUCCCUGUGCUUGAAGAGAUCCUCGGCAUGCCGUCGGGGUCGUUCCCGGUCGCCUCCGGAGGCCUGCUCAGACACCGGCAGUAUCCCGAGCUGUUCACGUCUAUAGUCGGCAACCUCAGCGCCGCCGGCGAUGCCUUCCUGCGCCGGGUUCGCUUUCACACCCCAACAGACGGAUCCAUGUCUGAGCAGAUUGACCGCCACCACGGCGCAAUGCGCGGCGCCCGUCAUCUGUCGUGGAGCUACGCCAGCUUCAUGACGGCGACCUGGCGGCGUGCCGAAGUCGUCAAGCAAAUGGAGCGGCUGCGAAUGGUCUCGCACCACGAGGCUGUGCAGGUGGGGCCUGUGGCGGACGACGAUAUCGACGCCGACAGAGCUGUGCUGGCAUUGGUUAGUCAGUUCUAGGCCUGCGCUGUCAAUACACAGUCAGUCAAAUCCAUAACGAAACGGGAAAGUGUCCCUCUCUCUCUGGCAUCGGAGGCCCCAGCGGACGGGCCGUGUGAUUAUGUCCGCCUUGAAUACACCCCCGAUCUCAUGUGGC
Polychytrium aggregatum is the source of this 1855-nucleotide messenger RNA. Its product is annotated as glucoamylase I precursor. Gene Ontology annotation, cellular component: fungal-type vacuole. Gene Ontology annotation, biological process: polysaccharide metabolic process. The transcript has 2 exons. Bases 112 to 1719 code for a protein of 535 amino acids. Gene Ontology annotation, molecular function: glucan 1,4-alpha-glucosidase activity. The record is from RefSeq and is a predicted model, not a curated record. NCBI's taxonomy places the organism in Eukaryota, Fungi, Chytridiomycota, Chytridiomycetes, Polychytriales.